Molecule: messenger RNA, 2170 nt
Organism: Photinus pyralis (common eastern firefly)
Lineage: Eukaryota; Metazoa; Arthropoda; Insecta; Coleoptera; Lampyridae
Gene: Pgant35A
Product: polypeptide N-acetylgalactosaminyltransferase 35A
Exons: 6
Coding region: 87-1943 (618 amino acids)
Biological process (GO): regulation of Notch signaling pathway
Cellular component (GO): Golgi apparatus
Molecular function (GO): Notch binding
Source: RefSeq, a predicted model, not a curated record
UACCCCCAAUUAAAAGUUUGUGAAAGUUAUAAACAUAACCUCUAAAAUUCUUUUUUCAUUGAUAUUUUGUAAACAAAUAAAAAGUGAUGGUUAGUUUGAAUAAGUCUUUCUUCUACGGUAUUGGUUUUGCUUCGAUUACUUGGGCAGUAUCCUUGUACCUGUAUUGGCAGUUAACGCAAACUCUCUCUAUACGACCCAGCCCCACUUCUAGCAGUAUACAGGCAGUUAGUCAAUCAAGUCGAAUAGAUGCAGCUCGAGAGAAUGACGAAAUGCACGAGGCGCCUUAUAUUAAAGGGGGAACUUACGUCAACAGCCCUCAGUUGGUUAAAAAACUGCAACCGCUGCGUAAAUCCAAGCUUCAGAGUAAAAACGCGCAAGUGCUAGAUGAACUUGGAAUGGUGAAAACUGUUGAAGAUCAAAGAGUACGUGAUGAAGGGUUCAAAUUGCACGCAUUCAAUGUCCUUAUAAGCAAUAAGCUGAGCCUUCAUCGUGAACUACCCGACACGAGAAAUAAGUUGUGUAAAGAUGUCAUUUACCCAGCCCACCUUCCAGCCGCCUCUGUGAUAGUCUGCUUUUACAAUGAACAUUUUAUGACACUAUUACGAACGAUCCAUUCGAUUCUUGGUAGAACCCCCGGGCAGCUGCUCACCGAAAUUGUUUUGGUUGACGAUUUUAGUGAUAUAUCCGAUUUAAAUAUCAACCUUACAAAUUACAUGAACAACAACAGUGGGCUGAAGGAGAAAGUGAUGCUGUUUAAAACUCAGAGACGCGAAGGUUUAAUCAGGGCCAGAAUGUUUGGUGCUCAAAGAGCAACCGGAAAAGUAUUAAUAUUUCUCGAUAGUCAUAUUGAAGUGAACGUUGAUUGGAUACAGCCUCUGUUAGCUAGAGUGUAUAACAAUCGAUCAAACGUCGCUAUCCCAGUUAUAGACAUUAUAAAUGCGGAUACGUUUGCGUAUACACCUAGUCCUUUAGUGCGUGGAGGCUUUAAUUGGGGCUUACAUUUUAAAUGGGAAAAUUUGCCUACAGGUACCAUUGCGAAACCAAUUGACUUAGUCAAUCCGAUUAAAUCCCCGACGAUGGCCGGCGGUCUGUUUGCGAUAGAUAGAAAUUAUUUUAUGGAAAUAGGCCAGUAUGAUGCCGGUAUGGACAUCUGGGGCGGAGAGAACUUGGAGAUAUCAUUUCGAAUUUGGAUGUGUGGUGGCCGCCUGGAUAUAGUACCUUGCAGUAGAGUGGGUCACGUAUUUAGGCGACGCAGGCCUUAUGGCGACCCCGACGGUAAGGAUACAAUGCUGCGUAAUUCGCUCCGGGUGGCGCACGUUUGGAUGGACGCUUACAAGGAUUACUUUAUAAAAGAACGACCCGAUGCCAGCAAUGUGAAUUUUGGUGACGUGUCAGAACGAGUGCAGUUAAGGAAACGUUUGAAGUGCUAUGACUUUAAUUGGUAUAUUAAGAACGUGUAUCCGGAACUUACUUUGCCGACAGAUUCUGAAGUAAGAUUGAAAAACAAGUGGUCCGCUCUGGAACAGGAUAAAUUUCAACCUUGGCAUACACGGAAACGUAACUAUGUAGAUCAUUACAAGUUACGAUUGUCGAACACAAGUUAUUGCGCUCAAAGCACUAAGGAUAGUAAAAGUAAAGGCAGCACAUUAUAUUUGAAACUGUGCACGCCAAGCAAAAAUCAGAUUUGGUUUGAAACGGAUAAAGGUGAACUAGUCCUGCAACAACUGCUGUGUUUACAGUCGGGUCCAACUUACCCUUACCUAUUUAAAUGUCACGAAAUGGGAGGAAAUCAAGAGUGGAAACAUAAAGGAGAGAGUAAGACGCCCAUAUACAACAUGGCAGCUGGUAUGUGUCUCGGUGUUGAUCAGAUACAUUUAGGAGCAAAAGUAAGAAUGAAGUUAUGCACUGAUCCUUCUUUAAAUAUGUGGGAUUUGGUCAGCUAACAGAAGUUUACUGAUUUCAGACUGAAUAAGAUAGUUAGUUACUAAGUAUUAUGUUUUUUAUGGAAAUACUCUGUUUGAUUUUAUGGCGUACUUAAUAUUUUAUAUAUUUAACUGGAGAUUUAUAUAGGUAACUGCAUUAUUGUCAGUUUACUAUUCAAUUUAUGGCUCUCUUUUAGUGUUUUUUAGACUGAUCUUAUAAUAUUGAUAUUAAAUUGUUUUAUAAUGAA